Molecule: messenger RNA, 537 nt
Organism: Diuraphis noxia (Russian wheat aphid)
Lineage: Eukaryota; Metazoa; Arthropoda; Insecta; Hemiptera; Aphididae
Gene: Marf
Product: Mitochondrial assembly regulatory factor
Biological process (GO): mitochondrion localization; mitochondrial fusion
Cellular component (GO): mitochondrial outer membrane
Molecular function (GO): GTP binding; GTPase activity
Source: RefSeq, a predicted model, not a curated record
AAUAAAAUAUGUCCUGAUGUAAUUGUUGAAAAUGAAUUAAAGUUCAUAUUGGAUUAUAGAUCUAAAGUCAAAGGAAUUUGUGAAGUGUUGACUCGUGAUCAUAUGAAAGUUGCUUUCUUUGGCAGAACAAGCAAUGGAAAAAGUACAGUUGUAAAUGCUAUGUUGGGAGAAAAAGUCCUUCCUAGCGGUAUUGGUCAUACAACUAAUUGUUUUCUACAAGUUGAAGGGUCUCAAACUGGUGAUGCAUAUUUAGUUACUGAAGGUAGUAAUGAAAAACAGAAUGUAGAAUCUGUUACUCAUUUGGCACAUGCUUUGAAUUAUGAAAAACAAUUAAAUGAAAAAGAAUUGGUACAUGUUUAUUGGCCAAAAGAUAAAUGCAGCUUACUAAGAGAUGAUGUAGCUUUAGUUGACUCUCCAGGAGUGGAUGUUACUCCACAUUUAGAUGAUUGGAUUGAUGCACAUUGUAUUGAUGCUGAUGUUUUUGUGUUAGUUGCUAAUGMUGAAUCCACAUUAAUGGUUACAUUCCAAAGAGCUUAA